Messenger RNA from Xenia sp. Carnegie-2017, 3372 nucleotides. Its product is annotated as MAM and LDL-receptor class A domain-containing protein 1-like. The coding region runs from base 32 to 3175 and encodes 1047 amino acids. Gene Ontology annotation, cellular component: membrane. NCBI's taxonomy places the organism in Eukaryota, Metazoa, Cnidaria, Anthozoa, Malacalcyonacea, Xeniidae. The transcript is spliced from 21 exons. The record is from RefSeq and is a predicted model, not a curated record.
ACUAUAAUCGUUUCUCUAUAAUUUUGAAGCUAUGGUAAAUUCAUAUCCUGGUUAUAUUUCCUUGGAUGAUAUUCUUGUUGAUAUUGGUGAAUGCAACAGUCCUGGUGACUGUAGCUUUGAAAAUGGAAUAAGCAACUCAAAAUGUCUGUGGAGAAAUGUUGGUUAUCCGCUUGAUAAUUAUAACUGGAUUGUCCAUUCUGGUUCCACACCAUACUACGGCACUGGUCCUAAUUUUGACAGAAAAGGAUCCACUACAGGAAAAUACAUUUAUAUGAGGGGAAACUACGGAAGUAUGGGUUCUAAAAGCUGGCUGGUUAGCAACUACUUUAAUACAUCAAGAAAAUGUUUCACAUUUUGGUAUUAUAUGUAUGGAUCAACUGUUGGUUCCCUCAAUAUAUACGAACAAACUAUGGGAAAAGAAAUGAAGCCUUUGUGGACUGUAACUGGUAACAGAGGAAAUUUUUGGCUCCAUGGUCAAUUAACAAUCAACUUUACCAUUGGAUCAAAAAUUAGGAUCAUUGUUGAAGGAGUUCGAGGUUGGAGUAGUUCCAGUGACAUUGCUCUUGAUGAUUUCAAAUUUUUGGAUGAAACUUGUGAUAUACUUCCACUAACUGCCAAACCUCCACGCUUUGGCAUCCCUAUAAGCAUUUGUCCAUCACGAACUAUUACGCUUUCUAAAGGACAUAUUGUGUCACCAAAUUACUAUCCACGUUACUAUCUCUACGCAAGAUGCACACUGACGAUUAAACAACCUCUUAAUACAAUCUUCAACUUCAGUUUUUCUAAUAUCUCUCUUGACUCUUAUUUAAUCGGUAAUAGAACAAGAUGCGUAGAUUCUCUCACUAUAUCUGGUGGAACUUCAAGACAAUUUUGUACCGAGACGACGUCCAUGACAUUUUUACCUCAAACCAGUGUUGCGGUUUUGACGUUCAGUGCUUAUUUGAACAGACGGUUUGAAGGUUUUGCUCUUGACUUCGAUACUAUCAGGAGUGAUAACCAACCUCCUGCCUUCAGUGUCUGUUCUAACAAGACGAUAUCCAGUAACGUUGGUCGUAUUUACUCACCUGGGUUUCCGUUUGGCUACAACUCUAGCUUAAGAUGUAGUGUUACUGUGAUGAUUCCUCAGGACAAAUCCUUAGAAAUUGUAGUCAACUAUAUUGACAUCUAUAGGAAUUAUUAUUCUGGGUGCAUUUAUGACGAGUUGGUCAUAUCAGAUGGAUCAACUUCUAAUUCUACAUGUGGAAAGUCCAUUGUAAAUAGUCGUCCACUUUUCUUUGUCAACGAGAGAGUUAAUGUCAGUUUUCGCUCCUCUUGGAGCAGUGGUAGAUCAGGAUUUUUGCUGACAUUUAGGGUAGUGAAGAUAUCAGGCGAUUGCAGCUUUCAUUUCGGACUCCAGAAUUGUCAGUGGAAUAACGUUGAUUUGGUUGACAACUUUAAUUGGACUGUCCAUUCUGGCCCCACAGGAAGUUAUGCUACUGGUCCUUCAAAUGAUAGAAGAGGAUCUACUACAGGAAAGUAUAUUUACAUCGAAACAUCAAGUCCUCGAGUGCAGGGUGAUAAAGCAUGGCUGGUCAGCAACUAUUUUAAUUCGUCCGUUAAAUGCUUCAAAUUCUGGUAUCAUAUGUAUGGAUCAACAAUUGGCUCUCUCAAUAUAUACGAACAAUCUAUGAGAGGAGGAGCAUUAAGUAUGAUUUGGACCCUUAGUGGUAAUAGAGGAAAUUAUUGGAGACAAGCCCAAGUUACAAUAUUUGCCAACUUUAGUAGAUUGCCAACCAGGAUAAUUGUUGAAGGUGUUCGAGGUUCUAGUUUUACGGGUGACAUUGCUCUGGAUGACUUUGUUUUCUUCGAUGGUCAAUGUAAUAUUCAUCCAACAUAUGCCAAGCCAGGUUUUAGAAGUUCAACAGUAAGUCCAUCAAUAUAUACAACAUCGUUUUAUACAACACCAUCAACAACAUCAACAGCCAUAACACCAGUAAACCUCGUGUGUGACUUUACCAGCGACCAAUGCAACUUUGUGAUGUAUGGAAGUCUUGCACGAGUUAGAAACGCGAAAAAUUCAUCCAUUGUCGACCACACUACAGGAACUUCGUCUGGUUAUUUUGUGCUUCUCGAAUCACAAUUCAACUAUGUUUACAAAUACGGAUAUAUGAUAAAACAGUUAAGCAAUGUGCGAGGUGAUCUAUUCUGCUUAACUUUUUGGCACGAAAUCAAUGCCAACAAUUCUGCUGCAUGGCUAUGGGUGUAUUAUAAUUCAUGGAUAACAAUAUGGACGCGUUCAAACGCUAAUGAAACAUCGUGGAAAAGAGAAAAAAUUACCAUAAACGCAACAGAUGGUUUUAUUUCUCAAAUUAUAUUUCAUGCAUCUGUUUACUCUUAUCCUGCUUAUGUCGCUUUGGACGAUAUUUCUUUGGUCAGUGGCAAAUGCGUUGAUGAUGAACCCGUUCGAGUUAUCUUUGAUGAUUGCGUGGAAGCUCUUGAAAAAUCGUGCACAAGCAAAAGUGACAAUAGAAAGUAUUACAUAAAAUCACGCGAUCGUUUGGGUUACACCGAAACAGAAUGUCGUAGGGGUGGUGGUCCAAACCUUAAAUGUACUGGCAUUGGAUGGACAUUUCUUGGAAACUUAACUUCAAGUUAUAGUUCGGAUGUGACCAGUUAUGAUUCAAGAAUUUGGCUAUCAAAGGAUGGCGACCAAACAAACUUCAAUUCCCAAUUCUGGAGUGCCAAUGUCUCUGAGUUAUGCUUGCAGACAAAUUAUGGCCGAAUACAAAUUCCAGUUGCAGCACCAUCUCCUCGUAGUUUAUUUUUUCAAAAAAAAAUAUUAAAUAUUUCUCAUAUUUUUCUGGAUUCGUUUGCCUUGCUUUGGUUUUAUCAACAACGUCCAAAUUUCAUACAAGGCUGCUACGAAGUUGGAAUUAAUGUUGGGGAUCCAAAUUUCAUCCAGGCUCGUGUUGGAAUUGUAUCUACUCAAGGAUCAGGAUGCAAUAAUACAUCACCACAAGCUAUUGGUGUUGGAAUAAAACUACCUAACAGAAAAUCUGUAAGCAUUAAUGGUGUGGCGUCAAUAGCACCAACCUUGAUUUGGCUUCGUUCCUCAACUUCGAUUCUAUGUUCGCUCACGUCUGAUUCAAACUUAACAUUUACCUAUAAAAUGUUACCGAAUUACAUGUUCUACUAAUACCUUGCUAAUUUUGUUCUUUAUGCACUUAAGUCCCUGUAUCAUUUCCUUAAUAUCUUUCAUAUACUUACCUAUAUACAAUUGAAACAUGAUAAACAUCAAUUUAUUUUUGAAAUACAUUUUAAUUCUUUUGCAUGCACAUUAUUUUACUAAAGGACUGUUGUGGCCAUUGUGUUUAAUAUUAAUCUUUUCCAAAA